GCCAAACAUCACUCUACCUCACCCUGUUAUCCUCCAAUCUCUCUUAUCCCAUCUUCAAGCAACCAUGGUCGUCAUCACCAAGACCAAAUGGCUGAAAAGCACAGCCGAGCUCCAAACAUGCCUCGGAGUCAACUUCAAAACCUGCUUCAACUGCCAAGGCCACUCUGCCACAAAGUCAACCUGCGGCAACGCAGUCAGCCAGGCCUCGCGAUCCGAGAUACCGUUUGUGAUGCUCGACAUUAUAAACAGCAACGACUUGACAUCUGCCUCCGCUCACCUCCAGCGCCUCGCCAGUUUUGCCUUGUGCAAAAGAUCUCACCAGUCUCAGGCCGUCGAGAAGGCCACGCAGUGGAAAGCUCGAGUCAGGUCGUACCUGCAAGUCGGUGAUGAGACGGAGGUCAAGAUUCCUGUCGGACCGCAGCGCACCACUACGACUACUACCACGAUCAUGACCACGAUCACGCCGCCUUCCUCUCCUGUCGCCAACAAGAGGGAGGAGAGGCAGGCGGCCGCAACUACUAGAUCAUCACGGCGCAGUGCGGCGCCGCCUCCGGUCGCAGCGAGACGAGCCACUCGAGCGCCGAGGGGCUCGACACCGUCCACUGCUAUCCAUCUCGAAGAGGAUUCAGAAGAGGAUUGUGAAGAGAAGGAGACGCUUCCAGAACCCAAACCAGUCCGCAGUCGAACGAGAGGCGCCCGGGCCCCAUCGGUCAAGUGGGAGCUCAACGGCGGAGCUGGCUUACCUUACCCUUACCCAAGCCAAACGGAGGAUCGAGAGAACCUCGAGUAUGAACUCGCAAAGGCCAAGGCUGAGUUGGCGAUGUAUGACGCGUGGGCUAGACUUCGAAAGUUUGAGUAG
This is a messenger RNA of Colletotrichum godetiae, 859 nucleotides long. RefSeq lists its product as uncharacterized. Lineage: Eukaryota; Fungi; Ascomycota; Sordariomycetes; Glomerellales; Glomerellaceae. Bases 65 to 859 code for a protein of 264 amino acids. The transcript has a single exon. The record is from RefSeq and is a predicted model, not a curated record.